Molecule: messenger RNA, 494 nt
Organism: Papilio polytes (common Mormon)
Lineage: Eukaryota; Metazoa; Arthropoda; Insecta; Lepidoptera; Papilionidae
Exons: 2
Coding region: 1-399 (132 amino acids)
Source: RefSeq, a predicted model, not a curated record
AUGGCGUUAAUAUAUGCAUUAACUUUUGCUUUGGCUGUAUUUCUAUCAGGGAUGCAGGAAGCCCAAUCUCUAACCCGUAGGUCGUGGUCAUCGUGCAACUAUGACGAUUUGAACGUCCUUCUUACCCUCGCACGGGCUCUCGAUGAAACCGAAAACGCAAGAUUGUCAUGCAGAAACAAUAUCGACGUCGAAGAAAUCAUUAUGAAAUUGAUAAACGCUUUAGUGUAUACCACUGUUAGCAACACUAAAAAUGGAAGCGGAGGUGGAAACCGCAGCUCUGACGAAGCCCUUAUCGAUUUAGACUUGCUUAACCCUAACGAUCCCGACAAUAUACUUAAACUAGAUCUUGCGAAACAAAAAUUGCUUGGUCUUGGGUUAGGUAACAAAAAUACAGACUGAAAUAAUAUAAAUGUAUUAGCCAAACAAUGUUACGCGCAAUAGUUUAAUAAUACUUGUAAGGAAUUUCAUGUUUAAACUUUUGUAAUUCUAUCACA